AUGCGCGUGCUUCCAGCUCUUUUGCUUGCGGGCCCGGCCGUCGCACAACAGGCUGUAUGGGGACAAUGUGGCGGAACGGGAUGGACAGGUCCAACAACUUGCGUCUCGGGAACGACAUGCACCUUCUCGAAUGCCUGGUACUCUCAAUGUCUUCCGGGUGGCAAUGGCAACCCCGUUACUACUCCACCGGCAACCACUCCGCCCGCGACUACGCCACCUGCUAGUACCAACCCACCAGCGACUCUACCCCCAAGUGAGACUACAACAGCGACUGGCGGAACCCCGUCCACUUGCCCCACGAUCCCCGGCAGCAUCAACCCCCCAUCCGUUGCCACGCUUAACGAUCCGUUCACGCCCUUAAGCGGCUCCCGAAUCACCACCAAGGCCCAGUGGACGUGCCGCCAGGAUGAAAUUAAGCAACUCUUCCAGAAGUACGAGCUUGGUACUCUGCCACCAAAGCCAUCUUCGGUGACCGGCUCCUUCUCCGGCUCGACCUUGACCAUCAAUGUCAGCGAGGGAGGAAAGUCGAUUUCUUUCACUGCCUCGAUUACCUACCCAUCCUCGGGAACUGCCCCAUACCCCGCCAUCAUUGCCAUUGGUGGUCUCAGCAUCCCAACUCCAGCGGGCGUCGCCGUCAUCAACUUCGGCAACGAUGACAUUGCCGCACAGAACAGCGGUAGCAGCCGUGGACAAGGAAAGUUCUACACCAUUUAUGGUGCAGGCCACAGUGCCGGAGCUACCACGGCAUGGGCAUGGGGUGUCAGCCGUCUUAUCGACGUUCUCGAGACUCAAGCGACUGCAGCACGCAUUAACGUCAAGAAGCUUGGUGUUUCCGGAUGCUCCCGCAACGGCAAGGGUGCCUUCAUCGUCGGUGCUUUGGAGCCCCGCAUUGCCCUAACCAUCCCGCAAGAGUCAGGCUCCGGUGGUGCCGCUUGCUGGAGAAUCUCCGACUCUGUCUUCGCGGCUGGUGGCAACAUCCAGACCGCCCACGAGAUUGUCGGCGAGAAUGUGUGGUUCUCCCCCAACUUCAACGCCUAUGUCAACACCAUCCCAACUAUGCCAUUUGACCACCACAUGCUGGCAGGUCUAGUCGCUCCUCGCGGUCUGUUCGUCAUUGAGAACAACAUUGACUGGCUUGGUCCUAUGGCCACAACUGGUUGCAUGAAGACUGGCCAGAUGAUCUACAAAGCUCUCGGUGUUCCGGACAACAUGGGUUUCUCUGAGACCACUCCGCACAGCCACUGCUCGUUCCCAUCUUCUCAACAAGCGGACCUUACUGCAUUUGUCCAGAAGUUCUUGUUUGACCAGAACACCAACACUGCUGUCUCGAAGUCCGACCAGACCUUUGAUCAGGCCAAGUGGGUUACGUGGAGUGUUCCAACUCUGACCUAAGUGCGAUGAUGUACUUCAAGUUGCUUUCUAUCUGUUAGCAGUCGAAAAGGUCAAUAUUUUUCCAAAGCAGGGGCGUGUAGCGCCAGCCUCCAAUCCGAAGGUGUUGUAUUGUUGGCAGUGAAUAUUUUAGCUUCUUGAACAAUUUUUAUCAUG
Pseudogymnoascus verrucosus is the source of this 1545-nucleotide messenger RNA. It is a transcript of the gene CIP2, whose product is annotated as carbohydrate-binding module 1. The transcript has 2 exons. The record is from RefSeq and is a predicted model, not a curated record. NCBI's taxonomy places the organism in Eukaryota, Fungi, Ascomycota, Leotiomycetes, Thelebolales, Thelebolaceae. Gene Ontology annotation, cellular component: extracellular region. Gene Ontology annotation, biological process: carbohydrate metabolic process. Gene Ontology annotation, molecular function: cellulose binding. The coding region runs from base 1 to 1392 and encodes 463 amino acids.